GGUGAUUUUUAAUAAAAUAUAAAGUUGUCUAUUUCUAUUACUAGUUCUGCCAUAGGUCAGUGCAAAGUAACUUUUAAAUGACUAAAAUUUUUAAAAAUAGUACUGAAACUCAUGAGUUGGGUCUGUGGUUUAGUCUAGGUGGACCUUUUGCAUGAUAUAAAAUAAACAAUGCUAAGUAACUCUCAUAAGUAGUGUUUAUUGUUCUUACUAGUUUUUAUCUUGGAAGUAACUGCUCCCUUCAAAGCAGAUUUGUAUGGAAGUCAUCAGAGCAGUGGGAAGGAACAGCUGGCUGCUUUCCCUGUGUCUGCUGAGAGACACACAUACGGUAGAAAUGCUAAUUGCAGUAAUGAUUGUCGUUCAAGUGCCGCUACAGUGUGGCAGAUAUAAAAGCGAGACGACAAACUGUGACGGUCCCCAUCUCUGGUGAACACACUAAAGCGCAUAGUGUGGCAAUCUGCACUAAGUAGAAACGUGGCUGCCAGCCGAACAGAUACACCCCCUCCCCACCUGCAUCAGUGCUUGGACUUGUGUUGUCCAUAAAAGAACACAGUGGGGGGGCAGCACUUAGUAUCCUGGCCCCCUCAGACCCAAGCCCCCCUCCUGCCUGACCGGGUUGCGAUGCUUGGGUGAACCUGAAAGGCCAUGGGUCAGCAGGCGAAUGAAGCUCUGCAUCAUCAGCACCAAGUAGCCGGGAACAGCCUCUUGCCUUUGCUGAAUUCUGGAACGGAACCACCUGAUCAGAAACCAGUGCUCCCCAUUCCCUUGGACCAGAAACCCCCUGUCAGUGCCGCAGAACUUCUUAAAGACAAUGUGGCCAGUGGGACUGGGGGAGGAGGAAGUGGGCCUCCAGUUGCUGUGGUCAAAAAGGAGCCUAAAUCAAAGACGCCAUUUGUGUGUGGCUACUGCAACAAGGCUUUUCGGGAUAGCUAUCACCUGCGGAGACAUGAAUCUUGCCACACUGGCAUUAAGAUGGUUUCACGGCCUAAGAAGACACAAACAGCCCCCACAAUGGUGCCACUGAUAUCCACUGUCCCCCGAGAGAAUAACGGCAACCCUUCAUACAUUACUACUGUAGCAGGUAUCCUGACUACAGCCACCACGUCAACAUCCACAGGCACUAGCAUAAUGACUCCAAUGCAACACCAACAGCAGCAAAGCAUCCCGAAGAAGCCCCCCAAGCCAGUGAAAAAGAACCAUGGCUGCGACAUGUGUGGAAAAGCCUUCAGAGAUGUGUAUCAUCUCAACCGCCACAAGCUGUCACACUCUGAUGAGAAACCCUUUGAGUGUCCCAUCUGCCAGCAGAGGUUCAAGAGGAAGGAUCGCAUGACCUACCAUGUCCGCUCGCAUGACGGUGGAGUUCACAAGCCUUACAUUUGUUCUGUCUGUGGGAAGGGCUUCUCCAGACCCGAUCAUCUAAGCUGUCACGUCAAGCAUGUCCAUUCAUCAGAGAGGCCAUUUAAGUGCCAAGUAACGGCUUGUACCUCUGCCUUUGCUACCAAAGAUCGUCUGCGCUCCCACAUGAUCAGGCACGAAGGCAAAGUCACCUGCAACAUCUGUGGCAAAAUGCUUAGUGCCGCUUAUAUCACAAGUCACUUAAAGACACAUGGCCAGGCCAGCUUCAACAACCCAUGCAACAGUAAAGGCAUAAGUGACUGGCAGUGGAACCACUCAGGGCCAAGAAAAGGUGAGUUGACGGUAGGAGAGAUUUUAAAUAACUCCUUCCAAGUCCUAAUUGACAACUCUCACAAAGAUGCCAACAAUGUACACAACAGCUCUGCCACUACAACGCCGGUCACCAAUUCGGCAGCCAUCACCUCCGCUAUGAACCGCAGUGGCAACGCCAGCAAUCCCGUCACAAUAGCUGCUCAGAUGAACAUUGCCACCAGCACGGUCAACAUCACAACGCCGGUCAGCCUGCAGCACCCUGUCACCAUCACUGGUCCUGUCAACCUGGCGUCUGUCAACAUCCCCACAACGGCGCACAUGAAUCUCGCCCACCCCGUGGCUAUCACCACUCCCAUGCCCAUGAAUAUCACUGGGCCUCUUAACAUAGCCAUGAGGCCCAUGGAGAGCAUGCCUUUUCUAUCCCAGGUUCUGCCUUCCUCUCCUCCUUGGUAGAGGUUUUUAACCCAUGUAACAGCUGAUAAUAUUAUAACUGCCUAAUUCUAAACAAGCCUGAUAAAUGGCAGCUAGUAAGCAAUGAUCAAUGAUCACUUACAUGCUGCCAUCCACAGGGAAGUCUGAUUAGACUGUCCAUAGGUAAGGUUUCUCACACCUACAGUUCAGAAACUCUCAUUGCCUGACUGUGGUGUCCAGGAGUCUCUUAUUUAUUCAUAAAAAACUAAUUUGUAAGCUACUGUCUCCAAAAACAAGAGUUGUUGAGUUUUACUACUUUACCUCCUGACUUCCUGUGGUACUUCAGGAGAUAUAAGUCCUUUCCUGCUUAUCAUCGUCUUCUAACAUGACCACACUGCAUACAGAUAGUUUGUGUAAGUAACAGCCAUUUAAUGCCAAAGAGUUUCCCAUUAAUCAAUAAUAAGAAAACAUUUAAACAAUGUUUAAUCAAGUCAAGGAUAAACAAACAAACAUUUGUCCUUCAAACAUUUAAGAAAUGACAUUUAGUGCAGCAGCUGUAUGUCAACAAAUGUUUGUAUUAUUAUUAUUAUUACCAUUAUAAUUAUUUAAUAUUGAUAUUUAGGAAUGCAUUUUAUUAGCAUUAUUACAUAAACCGGUUUUAUACCCUGUAAAACCUAAAGGGACAGCUUUUCCAGUUUGAAAUGAAUAGAAGUUAUCAUAUUGUCAGCUGUUAUGCCUUCAUCUUUACUUUGUUUGCAUUUAUCCCCUUUCCAAACUCCAGUAGUGUUUUUGUUAGCAGCAGAUAGUUGAGGUUUUACCGUGUAGCUGGCAGUAAAUCCAGCUGGACCAUCACGUGGCGUCUGACUUUAUACCUGGGUGAUGCUUUACUAAACCUGAGGCAUUGUUAACAACUCUUGAAAUGGAAUUAUGUUGUUGUAUUUCAGAGUUGAUUUUGAAAUGCUUCAUCUGGCAAAGGGUGCAAAGUUAGUUUCAUGUUCUUUUUUUUCUGUUGUUAUUUUAGGAAUUAUCAGUAUUUAAUAGUUUAUGUAUUUUAAAGAUUAAGUGUAAGAAACAAAGCUUCCAUUUAGCUGGUUGCUAUGGACUUGCUGAUGGUACAUGGUCCAUCCACCGACCACCAGCUUCCUUCCCUUUGUGUCUGUAUGUUCGCAGUGCUGGAUACUACAAAUGGUUCUCUGUGACAUCUGUAUGUAUUUAUGUGGGACAUGACAGUUGAAGGUACAGCAAAAAGAAACAUCUUGUACUAAAGCAAUCCUUAGGUUUUACCCUUAAAAUGGCAGUAUUAUCAAAGGUCAAGUUAAAGUUUGGAUUACAGAGAAGUUUAACUAUAGAGAUGAAGAGAACAUAGUGGAUUGUAGUGUUAACAGAGUUAACCUAGCAUAUGUUCAGUUGGAUAGAUUUGUUUAUUUUAGCGGGUAUAAGAUCCCAUCACUGUUCAUCAAGCUCAGGAAGGUUACUGAGAAUAAUCUGUUCAUUGAUUUACACACUGACCCAUUCUUUGUACUUUGUCAGAACACUAUUUUAUUGCCUUUUACCUGUGCCAGUGGACGUCCUCUCUGCCCACCACAGGCAGCAAAGCAAGACAGAUACCACCACUGAUCCCAGAGGACAGAGAAGUAGAGGCCAAUGAAAGGAUGAGGCUGUUGUGUUCACGAUGGUGUGAGACUUGACAGACUGACCCCUAGAAACGGCUCAUACGGUACUAUUCCUUAGAGACACGGCAGGAAUGAAUGAACGAAUGGCACUCGUUUGUAUUUGCAUGCAGGCACAGUGCUGGUAGAUUCAGGCAUAAUCUUGGUUUGUCCCAGCCUUGUCCUUUAAUUCUAAAUCUUCUCUGUAGACCACACUUGUAAAGCAAAGUGUGGUGUUCAUGCUCAUCGUUGUUUUGGCUAUUUAUUUUCCAAGGAAAGUUGAGGCUGUGAUCGCAAAGAUGUCCCAGUCCAUGUUCAGGUAAACCCGAAAGAGCAAGAUGUUGUGGUAGUAGCGUUAGUUCAUGUUGCUAAGCAACACAGGGUUGUUGGCUUAAACCCAUUUACACUUUACUGAUGUCUUUCCUGAGAGUUUGUUAUUGGUCGGUUGGGCAUUGUCUAAACUGUGUACCCACUGUGACUGAGAAUCCAGAAGCAAAGACAGGAAGCAGUUGUUGUGUGGGUGUGGAGGCUUCUGGGUUUAUUACUCCAUUCUGCCAGUACCUCACAUCAGCGCUAAUGUGGUUAGACCCUAAAUACCUGGUCUGUGUCCUGUGGCAAUGUGGCGCACACCUACGUGAAUUCACAGUGCCUUUAGCCAACAUGAAGGGAACCUGUCUACCAGUGUUGCAAGUGAAUGUCUUCCAUUUGUCACUUUAGGUGCAUUCAUGGCUACAGUUCAGGAACAUUUCUUGUUUGCAUAUUUAAAGUAGGGCCACCUGCUGACUGUAUAGAAAGCACAACAUUUACAUGGUUCUAUGCUUUGUCUGUCCAUCACUCUUGAAGUCUUAUCAGUGUCUCCAUCCUGAGAUUUGCGUUGAAUCAGCAGCUGUCUGCACAUGGCCGUUAAAAGCCCUGGCAGUGACAUAACUGCAGUGUUUGAGCACCACUGACUGUCGCUCCUCGAUCAUCAGAAAACACAUCUGUGCAGCUACAGAAUGUUUUGUUGCAUAGACUGUGGUUUGUCCACUUAAAGAAACAACAUUUGUCCAAAGGUUUGAGUCGUGCUUGCACUGAGAUCAUGUUUUUUUUAUCAUGUGAUCAUGUAUGUUUGUUGCUUCCAAAAACCUCUUGAACACAAAUGACACAGACGUCCAUUACUAGAGCUGACCUACACCUGCCAUGCAUGCCAGUGUGUAAGGUAGUCGCUUUGUUGACCAAAUGAAAUAAUGCUAAUGCAUUUGACCAGAGUUGGGACAGACAUGCUAAAGGGAAAACGAAGCAGUCCUUUGUGAUCGCAGCCUCAGCAGGUCCUUCAGCGGGUUUGCUGGCCCCCGGUUCCCUGGCUGUGCGCGUCUCGAGCAUCGUAAGAGCAGCUCUGGAGACACUACAGAAUAGUGGUACUAUGUGGUUUGACGCAUUUCCACUUUGUGAAGACAGUGGUUAGUGCUUGAUUUACGAUUUUUACACUUGACCACAUAUGUGCAGAUGUGAGGCCUGUGAAUGCCACUGUACACCUGCUGACUCUGCACUGAGGGAAAAGCGUUUGUGGAUUGGCAUUAGGUUUUUGGCAGUUGAUUAAUGUCCCACCUUUUAUUUUUUUCCAUGUUGCAUGUGGAUGACUGAGCUUUUCCAGUGUAUGCUUGAGUUCAGCAACUAUUUAUUAGAAAUCUAGCAACUUUGAAUGAAAACACUAAAAAGCCUAAAAAAAUUAGGACGAAAGGAAGCGCAUAGUGUCAUUUGUCCUUCUUUAGUGGCCGUAAACAAGUGUGCCUGAAACACUUUACAAGACUUUUCCACACGUUAAUGCUUCCUCCUCCAGAUGUCCUGUGUGAUGGAAUCGUUUUGUGAAGGAAGCCUUCGUCAGUUCAGACGGCCAAGGAAUCCACAGAUCUGGCAGCCAAACGUGUGUUUCUUCAAAUGUUUUUACAAAGUUGUACUUCAGCAGCAAUCUUGAGAUAAUAAACAUAUGUAAUCAUUUUUAGACAUUUGACUUUAACCUAAUGUGAAAAGGCAAACACUUAUUAGGCCAGGUGAUGAUUUGGAAGUUGAUUUUUAUUUUCUGUGAAGUUUGUAUGAUGAAUUUGGCAGAUGUGAAGGCAAAUGAAUGUAUAUCUUUGUACAAACCAUUUAGUUCAGAGACAUGUUAGUCACAACUGACACAUGCAAGAAAAAUAACCUUUUUAUAAAUCUUUUGUAUUAGAACAUUAACAAUGGUAAUUUUUGUAUAUACGAAGGCUAGGCUUUCUGAGUAGCAGAAAGGUAAAACAUUCCUACAUUUUUUUAAAUGUAUGUCCAUUGAGAAUAAUUAUGUAAACAUAAGCGCAACGUUUUAUGUGCCUUUUAUUUGGGUUUGUCUAAAUAAAAGUAAACAAUAAAACACAACCGUAGACUUGA
Molecule: messenger RNA, 6119 nt
Organism: Betta splendens (Siamese fighting fish)
Lineage: Eukaryota; Metazoa; Chordata; Actinopteri; Anabantiformes; Osphronemidae
Product: vascular endothelial zinc finger 1-like
Exons: 7
Coding region: 643-2118 (491 amino acids)
Biological process (GO): regulation of transcription by RNA polymerase II
Molecular function (GO): DNA-binding transcription factor activity; RNA polymerase II cis-regulatory region sequence-specific DNA binding
Source: RefSeq, a predicted model, not a curated record